Molecule: messenger RNA, 1069 nt
Organism: Pistacia vera
Lineage: Eukaryota; Viridiplantae; Streptophyta; Magnoliopsida; Sapindales; Anacardiaceae
Product: pentatricopeptide repeat-containing protein At2g38420, mitochondrial-like
Exons: 2
Coding region: 71-1069 (332 amino acids)
Molecular function (GO): protein binding
Source: RefSeq, a predicted model, not a curated record
GAGACGGGUUCGUGUGCCUUUAUCAUUUUUGUCUUGGCUUCGCGGUACUUCAAAUAAAGAACGUAUUAAAAUGGUCCCUCAAAUCUUGUUAAAGAGUCAACUUAUGAAUAUUAGAAUAGAAGAAUCAUGUUUUCGGUUAUUGAUACGUGCUCUUUGUAGAAUAAAUAGAGUUGGUUAUGCUAUUGAGAUGUUAAAUGGAAUGAUAAAUGAUGGAUUUAGUGUUGAUUCAAGAACUUUCUCUUUAGUAUUGGCAUCAGUUUGUGAAGAAAAAGAUUUGUCAAGUGUUCAGGUUUUAGGCUUUCUUGAAGGAAUUAGAAAGUUAGGGUUUUGUCCUGGUAUGGUUGAUUAUACUAAUGUGAUUAGGUGUUUGGUGAAGAAAGAAAAGGGUUUGGAGGCUUUGAAUGUUUUGAAUAAGAUGAAAUUAGAUGGUAUUAAACCUGAUAUUAUUUGUUAUGGUAUGGUUAUGAGUGGGGUUGUUGCAGAUGAAGAUUAUGUGAAAGCAGAGAAGCUGUUUGAUGAAUUGCUUGUAUUGGGUUUGGUUCCUAAUGUUCAUACCUACAAUGUGUAUAUAAAUUGUUUAUGUAAGAAAAAUAAUGUUGAAGCCGGAAUCAAGAUGAUUGCUUGUAUGGAGGAGUUGGGAUGCAAGCCUAAUGUGAUUACUUAUUAUACGUUACUGAGGGAGUUGUGUAAGGUGGGGGAGCUGGGGAGGUCAAAGGAGCUUAUGAGGGAGAUGGGAUUGAAAGGCAUUGCAAUGAAUUUGCAGACGUAUACUAUUAUGAUUAAUGGUUUGGUCAGUAAAGGUGAAGUUAUUGAAGCUUGCUAUUUGUUGGAGGAAGUAUUGGAUAAAGAUUUUUGCCCGCCAAGUUUGAUGUUUGAUAAGGCAAUUUGUGGGUUGUGCCAUAGAGGUUUUGUUUGUAGAGCCCUUGAAUUGCUUAAAAAAAUGGGUGAGAAGAAUGUAUCUCCAGGGGCUAGAGUUUGGAAAGCUCUUCUUCUUAGCUCCGGGUCCAAACUUGAUUUUUCAAAUACCUCUCUGACUGGUUUGGUGGAUAACUUGAAGUAUGAUAUUUGA